AUGGAGCGCGCGGUGGGGCCCUGGGGUCCGGAUCUCCGUGCCUCAGAGGAGAGAGAGCAGCUGAGAGGCGCCCGCACAGGUCUAGGGAGUGAGCAUGCGGAGAUUUCUCAGCCAGAUGAGCUUGAACAUGCCCCACAGGAGGAUGACUUGGAGUUCAAGGAAGAGGAAGAUUUGGCCCCAGGUCACGAAGUAGGAAAUGCCUCUCUCAAACCUGAAGGCAUUCAGACCUGGGAUGACCUGUGGGUCCAGAGGGAGGGACCUGGAAAACCUCAGGCUCGGGACAGAGGCCCUCGGCUCCUAGGAGAACCACGCUGGGGCCAGGCUAGUGAUCGGGCUGCUGUAUGUGGCGAGUGUGGCAAGAGCUUUCGGCAGAUGUCAGAUCUGAGUUCAGACCUGGUGAAACACCAGCGGACACACACGGGCGAGAAGCCGUACAAGUGUGGCAUCUGUGGCAAGGGCUUUGGCGACAGUUCUGCCCGCAUAAAGCACCAGCGGACGCACCGAGGGGAGCAGCCCCCCCGGCCCCCCUUUGGCUGCGAUGUGUGUGGAAAGGAGUUUGCCCGGGGCUCAGAUCUGGUGAAGCACCUGCGAGUGCACACGGGAGAGAAGCCCUACCUCUGCCCCGAGUGUGGCAAGGGCUUCGCUGACAGCUCUGCGCGGGUCAAGCACCUCCGCACCCACAACCCGGCGCGCCCACACGCGUGCCGGGACUGCGGCCGCGCCUUUGCACGCCGCUCCACACUGGCCAAGCACGUCCGCAUACACACGGGCGAGCGGCCCUUUGCGUGCACCGAGUGCGGCCGGCGCUUCUCGCAGAAGUCGGCGCUGACCAAACACAGCCGCACCCACACGGGCGAACGGCCUUACGAGUGUCCGGAAUGCGACAAGCGCUUCUCCGCCGCCUCGAAUCUGCGGCAGCACCGGCGGCGCCACACGGGGGAGAAGCCGUACGCAUGCGCACAAUGCGGCCGCCGCUUCGCGCAGAGCUCCAACUACGCACAGCAUCUGCGCGUGCACACGGGCGAGAAGCCGUACGCGUGCCCGGACUGCGGACGCGCCUUCGGCGGCAGUUCAUGCCUGGCGCGCCACCGACGCACGCACACAGGCGAGCGGCCGUACGCCUGCGCCGACUGCGGCACGCGCUUCGCCCAGAGCUCGGCGCUGGCCAAGCACCGGCGCGUGCACACGGGCGAGAAGCCGCACCGCUGCCCCGUGUGCGGCCGCGGCUUCGGCCACCGCUCCAACCUGGCGGAGCAUGCGCGCACGCAUACCGGCGAGCGGCCCUAUCCCUGCUCCGAGUGCGGUCGGCGCUUCCGCCUCAGCUCGCACUUCAUCCGCCACCGUCGCGCGCAUAUGCGGCGCCGUCUCUAUAUCUGCGCCGGCUGCGGCCGGGACUUCAAGCUACCAGCUGGAGCCACUGCCACCGAGCGCUGCCCAGAUUGUGAGGGCAGCUGA
This is a messenger RNA of Rangifer tarandus platyrhynchus (Svalbard reindeer), 1455 nucleotides long. Lineage: Eukaryota; Metazoa; Chordata; Mammalia; Artiodactyla; Cervidae. The record is from the annotation of a GenBank genome assembly.